AUGGAUCCAGCAGGCUCCGGGACCGGGACUGGGAGGACAUUUUGGACUUUCUGGAACUACAUUACUGAUAUUGUGGGCCGGUUUUUCCGUGCAGAACCAGCUGGCAAUGACAUAAAUGACACCAAUACCACUAAUGCUGUCAAUAAUGAGAGUUUGGACUGUAGUAAAAAAGAAGAAAGUUAUGGUGAAAAGCUGGAGCAGCAUCUUCUCCCGGAAAGCGAGGAAGUUCCUGACGACAACAAUGAGUCCGACAAUGGAAGCGCUGCACGAAGGUUCCUGGAAGCAGGAAGUUGCAGGGAAAGCCAAACCCCCCUGUUACAAGAAGAGGUGGAGAGUGGAGCAGCGAAACACUUACAAGACAGCGGCACCAACGACGGAGAAAACCAGUUUGAAGAUCGUAUGAACGUAGAACUGUGCAGGGGGAGUUUGGAAGAGCACAUCUCAGGGACCGAAGAGAAGACGCCACGACCGAGGAUGAGAAGCAAAAGAGAACACACACAAUUGGAGACUUGUUUUGAGAAGCAGGAGGAAGAAGAUCUGAAAGGAAAGGGAAAAGAUGCUGAAUUUGAAAGGGAACGUUUAUGUGACAUUGAUGCUGCUGUUGAAGAUGGGAACGUUCAAGAUACGCAGAUAUUUUUGGAUCAAGCUAAAUCUGCAGAGACGCAAAAAGCAUUGAUGGAGUUCUUUUCGGACGCUAAAGGCCGAGAAUCUACGUUUAAGGAUGAGGUUACGGCGGUGAAAAGUGUAAUUGAACACGUGAAAUUGCAUCCGACUGAGGAACCGUCCACUACUGUGUCAAAUGCAGGUGGGCUGCUGGAGGUUGAGCAUCAUGGAAUUUCAGCAGAUGUGUCAUCAGUAGAGGAAGUCCAAAAAUAUGGCAGAGACCGACUGAUGAGUUCUGAUGUGAUCGAGGAGGAAAUACUUGACCUGUGGAUACAACAGACUUUGAUUGAGAGCUCUGAAGGGAACGAAGAAGACCAAGGGCACAACAAAGACCAAGGGCACACAAAGAACCUAGGGCAAACAGAGGACCUAGGACGCACAGCGGACCUAGGACACACAGAGGACCUAGGGCGCACACAGGACCAAGGGCACAUAGAGGAAUUAGGGCACACGCAGGACCUAGGGCACAGAGAGGACCUAGGACACACAGAGGACCUAGGGCACCCAUACGACCCAGGGCACACAGAGGACUUAGGACGCACACAGGACCAAGGGCACAUACAACACCUAGGACGCACAGAGGACCUAGUGCCCCCAGAAGACCUAGGGCACACAGAGGACCUAGGACACACACUGGACCUGGGGCACACAGAUGACCUAGGACACACAGAGGACCUAGGACGCACGGAGGACCUAGGACGCGCAGAGGACCCAUGGCACCCAGAGGACCUAGGACGCACGGAGGACCUGGGGCACACAGAUGACCUAGGGCACACAGAGGACCUAGGGAACAUAGAGGACCUAGGACGCACAGAGGACCUAGGACGCACAGAGGCCCUUUGGCACCCAGAGGACCUAGGACACACAGAUGACCUAGGGCACAAACAUGACCUAGGGCACAGAGAGGACCGAGGACACACAGAGGACCGAGGAUACACAGAGGACCUAGGGCACACAGAGGACCUAGGGUACACAGAGGACCUAGGACACACAGAAGACCUAGGGCACACAGAGGACUUAAGACGCACACAGGACCAAGGGCACAUACAACACCUAGGACGCACAGAGGACCUAUGGCAUCCAGAGGACCUAGUGCUUCCGGAAGACCUAGGGCACACAGAGGACCUAGGACACACACUGGACCUGGGGCACACAGAUAACCUGGGGCACACAGAUGACCUAGGACGCACGGAGGACCUAGGACGCACAGAGGACCUAGGGCACCCAGAGGACCUAGGACACACAGAGGACUCAUGGCACCCAGAGGACCUAGGACACAUAGAGGACCCAUGGCACCCAGAGGACCUAGGACACACAGAGGACCCAUGGAACCUAGAGGACCUAAGACACAAACAGGACCUAGGGCACACAGAGGACCUAGGACGCACGGAGGACCUAGGACGCACGGAGGACCUUUGGCACCCAGAGGACCUAGGACACACAGAUGACCUAGGGCACAAACAGGACCGAGGGCACAGAGAGGACCCAUGGCACCCAGAGGACCCAUGGCACCCAGAGGACCUAGGACACACAGAGGACCUAGGACGCACAGAGGACCUAGGACGCACAGAGGACCUACGACGCACAGAGGCCCUUUGGCACACAGAUGACCUAGAACGCACAGAGGACCUAGAACGCACAGAGGACCUAGGACGCACGGAGGACCUACGACGCACAGAGGCCCUUUGGCACCCAGAGGACCUAGGACACACAGAUGACCUAGGGCACAAACAGGACCUAGGGCACAGAGAGGACCGAGGACAUACAGAGGACCUAGGACACACAGAGGACCCAUGGCACCCAGAGGACAUAGGAGACACAGAGGACCUAGGACACACAGAUGACCUAGAACGCACAGAGGACCUAGGACGCACAGAGGACCUAGGACGCACAGAGGCCCUUUGGCACACAGAGGACCUAGGACACACAGAGGACCCAUGGCACCUAGAGGACCUAAGACACAAACAGGACCUAGGGCACAGAGAGGACCUAGGACACACAGAGGACCCAUGGCACCCAGAGGACCUAAGACACAAACAGGACCUAGGGCGCACAGAGGAUCUAUGGCACCCAGAGGACCUAGGACACACAGAGGACCUAAGAUGCACAGAGGACCUAGGGCACACAGAGGACCUAGGACACACAGAUGACCUAGAACGCACAGAGGACCUAGGACGCCAAGAGGACCUAGGACGCCAAGAGGACCUAGGACGCCAAGAGGACCUAGGACGCCAAGAGGACCUAGGACGCCAAGAGUACCUAGAACACACAGAGGACCUAGGACGCACAGAGGACCUAGGGCACCCAGAGGACCUAGGACACACAGAGGACCUAGGACGCCAAGAGGACCUAGGACGCCAAGAGGACCUAGGACGCCAAGAGGACCUAGGACGCCAAGAGGACCUAGGACACACAGAGGACCUAGAACGCACAGAGGACCUAGGACGCCAAGAGGACCUAGGACACACAGAGGACCUAGGGCACACAGAGGACCUAGGACACACAGAGGACCUAGGACACACAGAGGACCUAGGACACACAGAGGACCUAGGACGCACAGAGGACCUAGGACGCACAGAGGACCUAGGACACACAGAGGACCUAGGACACACAGGGAUUUUUGAAGAUUCAUUGAACAAGGCGACAUCACUUAACUGCAAUAAACAAAUACAACAAGAACCAAUGACGAUUGCAAGUUUCUCCUCAGACUCCUCAGUGGACCUAAGAUGUCAACUGCCUUCACCGGAGGAGUCCAAAGAGGAAGCAUCGCCGUUUCAAACAGUGGAAAAUGAGGUGAACAGGCUGGACUUCACACCACAGAAGUCAAGAAUUUACAUCAAAAAUCCAAGAGUGAGGCCGCCGAGAGAUUUUCGUUUAUUGUUGCAAAAACCAUCGCUUGAGCCUUCACCUUCUGAGCCUCUGGAGACACACGCUCCUGCAGAUGUUCCCAGGAGUGUGUUGGGAAUGGGAUUUAAACUUCCAGGUCUCGGAAACGGUUUUCCUGUUUUGAAAAAAGCUAAGAAAACGGUAAUGGAAGAACCCACAACAAGUUCUCAGGAGACAAAGCCACUGGAGGAGGAAGACGAACUUCUUCCAGAAGUGUCCCAGAAAAGACCUAAAUGGAUUCCUCCGAGUCACCCAGGGUUUGGGAAUCCAUUUAUGUCUGAACUCAAAAGCAAGCUGAAGAAACCAGACAAAGAAUAA
This is a messenger RNA of Knipowitschia caucasica, 3867 nucleotides long. NCBI's taxonomy places the organism in Eukaryota, Metazoa, Chordata, Actinopteri, Gobiiformes, Gobiidae. The record is from the annotation of a GenBank genome assembly.